Truncatella angustata is the source of this 870-nucleotide messenger RNA. RefSeq lists its product as uncharacterized. Gene Ontology annotation, cellular component: transcription factor TFIIE complex. Bases 1 to 870 code for a protein of 289 amino acids. Gene Ontology annotation, biological process: transcription initiation at RNA polymerase II promoter. Lineage: Eukaryota; Fungi; Ascomycota; Sordariomycetes; Amphisphaeriales; Sporocadaceae. The transcript has a single exon. The record is from RefSeq and is a predicted model, not a curated record.
AUGGGGGCAAAGCGCGCGCUCGCCCCGCCGUCGCCGUCGCCUUCCAACGCAUCAAACGCAUCGCACGGCGGAACCCCCUCCAAGAAGCAGAAGCGCGAGGACCGCACCCGCGACCAUGCGACACCAACCCCCACGCCCGCCGCCCUCGCCGCCGCCACCCAGAACUUCGGCUUCGACGACCGCACCCAGAAGCUGUACGCCGUCGAGUUCCUCAAGUCCAAGGCCACGCCCAAGUCGCUGCAGGAGAUCCUCGACCAUCUGACCCUGCAGCAUCGGUCCGAGGGCGACCACAAGGACUUUGCCAAGGGCUUGAGGGAGCACGGCCAGGUCACCUUCCUGCCCGACCCCCCCGCCAAGGUCAAGGAUCUCAAGGACAAAGGCAUCCCGGCGUGGCGGACCGGCAGGUACGAGUUCAGGGCCAAGAUCCCCGGCGUCAAGAACAAGACGACGCUGCUGGACUUCCUGCAACGCAAGACGGACGCCAGUAAGCUGGAAGUCAAGGACCUGAAGGACGGCUGGCCGGACUGCGACAAGGCCAUCGACGAGUUGGAGAAGGCGCACAAGAUCCUCGUGGUGCGGACGCGGAAAGACGGCCGCGCGACGCACAUCUGGAUGGACCAGCCCAGUCUGUUCCACCCUGUCGACUCGGAGUUUAGGGCCAUGUGGAAGAAGGUAAAGCUGCCAGACGUGGACGACAUGGUCAGGCGGCUUACCGCCAUCGGCCAGAAGCCCGCCAGCGACGACCCCAAGCUGAACAAGGUCACGACGGAGAAGAAGCAGAAGAGAAGGGUCAACCGCACGAGCAAGAAGCAGACCAACGAGCAUAUGAAGCAUAUCCUCCAGGAUUACAGUCACAUGAUGCGGAAAUAG